CUUCCCGGCUUCCGUCCUUUCCUUUCUCGUUGGUAGUAGCGACUGCCCCGUUGCCGUGAUGGCCAAGAUCAAAGCCCGUGAUUUGCGAGGGAAGAAGAAGGAAGAGCUGUUGAAACAGCUAGAUGACCUCAAGGUGGAACUGUCUCAGCUCCGUGUUGCCAAGGUGACCGGUGGAGCAGCUUCCAAACUCUCCAAGAUCCGGGUGGUUCGCAAAUCCAUUGCCCGCGUGCUGACGGUCAUUAACCAGACCCAGAAAGAAAACCUCAGGAAAUUCUACAAAAACAAGAAGUACAAGCCACUGGACUUGCGUCCCAAGAAGACACGCGCCAUGCGGAGGCGGCUAAACAAACACGAAGAAGGUCUGAAGACCAAGAAACAGCAACGGAAAGAGCGGCUUUACCCCCCUCGCAAAUACGCCGUGAAGGCUUGAGGCGGUCACCUGCCCAUUGACUGUCAAAGAAGAACUGGCCCAUUAAAAGAUUUUUCGACAAAAAAA
Messenger RNA from Protobothrops mucrosquamatus (brown spotted pit viper), 496 nucleotides. It is a transcript of the gene RPL35, whose product is annotated as ribosomal protein L35. Gene Ontology annotation, biological process: translation; maturation of LSU-rRNA from tricistronic rRNA transcript (SSU-rRNA, 5.8S rRNA, LSU-rRNA). The transcript has 4 exons. Gene Ontology annotation, cellular component: ribosome; cytosolic large ribosomal subunit. NCBI's taxonomy places the organism in Eukaryota, Metazoa, Chordata, Lepidosauria, Squamata, Viperidae. Gene Ontology annotation, molecular function: structural constituent of ribosome; mRNA binding. Bases 59 to 430 code for a protein of 123 amino acids. The record is from RefSeq and is a predicted model, not a curated record.